ACACCCCGUAUUCCCGGAGCAUCGCUGGUGCGUCCCUCCCCUAGCAUCCCGGUCCCCCCUCGCGGAGCAUCCCCGGUUCCCCGGAGCAUCCCCAGUGCCUCCCUCCCCCAGCAUCCCCGGUGCUUCCUUUCCCGGAGCAUUCCCGGUGCCUCCCUCUCGAAGCAUCCCCUAUUCCCGGAGCAUCCCUGGUGCGUCCCUCCUCCAGCAUCCCGGUCUCCCCCUCCCGGAGCAUCCCCAGUUCCCCGGAGCAUCCCCAGUCUCCCCCUCCCUGAGCAUCCCCAGUUCCCCGGAGCAUCUCCGGUCCCCCCCUCCCGAGGCAUCCCCGGUUCCCCGGAGCAUUCCCGGUUCACCCCUCCCGGAGCAUCCCCUACCCCCGGAGCACCCCCGGUGCCGCCCCCGCCCCGCCCCGCCGCGGGCCCCGCGCUGCCGCCGCCGCCGCCGGUGCCGCGGGCCGGGCCGCCAUGGCCAAGCAGUACGACGUGCUGUUCCGGCUGCUGCUGCUCGGGGACUCGGGCGUGGGCAAGACCUGCCUGCUCUGCCGCUUCACCGACAACCAGUUCCACCCCGCCCACAUCUCCACCAUCGGUGUUGACUUCAAGAUGAAGACCAUCGAAGUGGACGGCAUUAAAGUGCGGAUACAGAUCUGGGACACAGCCGGGCAGGAGCGGUACCAAACCAUCACCAAGCAGUACUACCGGCGGGCACAGGGCAUCUUCCUGGUGUACGACAUUGGCAGUGAGCGCUCCUACCAGCACAUCGUGAAAUGGGCCAGCGACGUGGAUGAGUACGCGCCUGACGGUGUCCAGAAGAUCCUCAUCGGGAACAAGGCGGACGAGGAGCACAAGAGGCAAGUGCCCAAAGAACAAGGGCUGCAGCUGGCCAGGGAGUACGGGAUGGAUUUCUACGAGACCAGUGCCUGCAGCAACCUCAACAUCAAAGAGUCCUUCACGCGGCUGACGGAGCUGGUGCUGCAGGCGCAUCGCAAGGAGCUGGAGGGGCUGCGGGCCCCCCCCCGCACCCCCACCCUGGCCCGGCUGGAGGAGGAGGAGCAGCAGCCUCCCAGAAACGAGGACACCCCCAAAACCUGCUGGUGUUGAAGCCUGGGCCCCCCCUGCCCCCCCUCCCCUGGGCUGUGCUGGGGGUGCUCGGCAGGAUGGGGGGACAGGGGGUGCUUGGGGGGGGACCUGGGACCCCCUGGGGACGGUGGGCGUUGGGUGGGCAUCAUGGGUUGCCCCUCAUCCCAGAACCCUGCGGUGGGUGGGAGCUCCUGGGUGCCAUGUGCCCACCCCGUGCCCAUGGGAUCCCCCCGGUUUCACAGACACUCUUGGUUUGCAGAAUAAAGGUGAUGCUGGAGGUGUUCGGGGGCUCGUGGGGGGUUGUGGGUGCGGGGCUGGGCCGGUGGCACGGGGCCACGGUAGCCAAGUCCCACCAGAGCCCCUGGCAGCGCUGCAACCCGAGCGGGCAUCAAUAAUUGAGGCUGCUCUGGGGCCACUGGGAUGGUGUCCCCUUUCCCGGCUGCGGGAUGGGAGCAUGUGGGGCGUGUUAAGAAAAACAGGGCAGUUUGAGCGGCAGUUUGAGCGGCAGUUUGAGCGGGGAGGGUGAAAAGGGGGGCUGGAGGCCGGCUGGAAGGGACCGAGGACCAUCCGGCAUAAAAUUAUAGCAUCAUAGAAUAGUUUGGGUUGAAGGGACCUUAAAGAUCACCUAGCUCCAACCCCCCCGCCAUGGGCAGGGACAUUCCACUGGAUCAGGCUGCCCAAGGCCUCAUCCAACCUGGCCUUGAACACCUCCAGGGAUGGGGCAUCCACAACUUCCCUGGGCAACCUGCGCCAGUGCCUCACCACUCUCAUAGUGAAUAAAUUCUUCCUGAUGUCCAGUCUAAAUCUGCCCCUCUCCAGUUUAUACCCGUUCCCCCUGGUCCUAUCCCUACAAACCCUUAUGAAUAGUCCCUCUCAAAAUUAAAGCUGCUCCAGGUGCUGCACCAGCCAGGAUGGAUGCAGCCACCCAGACGGAGCCUCGGUGGGCACAUGCAGCCACCCAGACACUGGGCAGCAGGGAGCACCCCUCUCCCACACUGAAUCCCACCACCGGUACCAACUUCACUUGUGGAAGCUGUGCUCACGUGGGGAAACUCCUCCGGUUAGUGGCAGAGCUACAGGAGGAAGGAACUGGACUGAGGACUAUGAGGGAGUGUGAGAGGGAAAUAGACCAGUGGAGCUGUGCCCUCGCACAAGCUAAGCAGGCUGCCAGAGACAGCACAGUUGUGAACUACCCAUCCAACAGCUGUAAGACGGAGGAGAAAAAAGGUGGGGAAUGGGAGCAAGUUCCUGCCCGGAGCAGAAAGCCUGUUGUCCCCAUUCACACAACAAAUCCCCAGGUUCCCUUGCAGAAUAAAUAUGAAGCACUGCAAGUGGAAUCAAUCCCUGCAGAUGAAGAGGAUGGCUCCCACAGCCUAGAAACAUUCCCUAGGCUGUGCCAUCCUCAAAAGAACAUCAAAACAACAUCCGAAAAAAGAAAAGAAGAGUGAUUGUCUUGGGGGAUUCCCUUCUGAAGGGAACAGAGGGCCCUAUCUGCAGACCAGACCCACUGCACAGGGAGGUCUGCUGCCUGCCUGGGGCCUCAGGGAAAGACAUCACUAGAAAACUUCCUUCCCUGGUGACACCCACAGUUUAUUACCCUCUGCUAGUGUUUCAAAUAGGCAACAGUGACAUAGAGAGGAGGAAGCUGAGGGCAAUUAAGAGGGACUUCAGGGCUCUGGGGAAAAUGGUGAAGGGCUCCGGGGCACAAGUAGUGUUUACCUCCAUUCCAACAAUAAGGAAUGAAGAGAGGAGAGAUCAAGAAAAAUCAGUCAAUUAAUACCUGGCUCCAAACCUGGUGUGAGGAGCAAAACUUUGGAUUUUUUGAUCAUGGACUGGCCCAUGCACCUCCAGGCUUCCUUACCAGGGAUGGGGCAUGCUUGUCUCCUAGGGGUACAAAAAUCCUCACCAAAAAUCUAGCAGGGCUCAUAAAUAGAGCUUUAAACUAGAUGUGAAGGGGGAGGGGGAUGAAGCAAGGCUAGUCGGGAGUGAGCCUGGAAAUGGCACUCCGGUGCCUGAGAGAUGCUGUACUGGUGAGGACCUCCAGUACAUCAAUACAGAACAAGUGGGGGCAAGUACAUCUGGUGAGGAAAGAAUGUAACUGGCACUGAUGGGUUAGAUAAUCCAAGUACCAGUCGCUUGGGAAUGAACACUGUUCCCUUUAUGAGAGCUGAGGGGUUAGCAGCCCAGCUGAAGUGCAUUUACACCAAUGCACGCAGCGUGGGCAAUACGCAGAAGGAGUUGGAAGCUGUUGUAGGGCAAAGUGACUAUGACAUAGUUGCCACCACAGAAACAUGAUGGGACGACUCAUAUAACUGGAGUGCUGCUAUGGUGGUAUAUAAACUCUUCAGGUGGGACAGGAAGGGUAGGAGAGGUGGUGGGGUAGCCCUCUAUGUUAGAGAGUGCUUUGAUACCCUCAACCUCAUGGAGAGGAAAAAUCUGGAGGGCUAAAGCCCAGCUAGAGCUCAGAUUGGCCAAGUCAGUGAAAGAUAACAAAAAAUCUUUCUAUAAAUACAUUAACAAUAAAAGGAGGACUAGGGAGAAUAUUCAGUCCUUAUUGGAUGCAAAGGGAACAACUGUGACAAAGGACAAGGACAAGGCUGAGGUACUUAAUGCCUUCUUUGCCUCAGUCUUGGAGAGUAAGGAAAGUUGUUCCCUGUAUGUACAUACCCAGGAGUUAGAGGAGCAGAACAAAGCUCCCAUCUUCCAAGAGGAGGUGGUUGGAAACUUACUUGCCCAAUUAGACACUCACAAGUCUAUGGGGCUGGAUGGGAGCUGGCGGACGUGCUUGCCAAACCCCUUUCCAUCAUCUUCCAGCAGUUCUGUCUGACUGGGGAAGUUCCACUUGACUGGAGGCUGGCUAUUAUACCCGUCUUCAAGAAGGGUCGGAGGGAGGAAACUACAGGCCUGUCAGUCUGACCUCAGUGCUGGGGAAAGUCAUGGAACAGGUGAUCUUGAGUGCUUGAACCGGGUGAUCAGGCCCAGUCAACACGGGUUCACGAAAAGCAGAUCUUGCCAAACUAAUCUGUUCAAAUAACAAAGUGACUCACCACUGGACGAGGGAAAGGCUGUGGAUGUAGUCUUCUUGGACUUCAGUAAAGCCUUUGACACAGUUUCUUGCAGCAUUCUGCUUCAGAAACUGUCAGCCUCUGGCCUGGACAGGCGCACACUCUCCUGGGUGAAAAACCCAUUGGAUGGCCGGGCCCAAAGAGUGUUGGUAAAUGGAGUUAACUCCAGCUGGAGGCUGGUCACAAGUGGUGUCCCCCAGAGCUCAGUGCUGGGUCCAGUCCUGUCUUUAUUAAUGACCUGGAUGAGGGGAUCGAAUGCACCCUAAGGAAGUUUGCAGACAACGCUAAGCUGGGUGGAAGUGCCGAUCUGCUGGAGGGUAGGAAGUCUCUGCAAAGGGAUCUGAACAGGGUGGACAGCUGUGCUGAGACCAAUGGCAUGAGGUUUAACAAGGCCAGAUGCCGGGUCCUGCACUUGGGGCAUAACAACCCUGUGCAGAUGCAGACUAGGGGAAGAGUGGCUAGAAAGCUGUCUGGAGGAGAAGGACCUGGGAGUGUUGAUUGACAGCCGUCUGAACAUGAGCCAGCAGUGUGCCCAGGUGGCCAAGAAGGCCAACGGCAUCUUGGCUUGUAUCAGAAAUGGUGUGACCAGCAGGUCCAGGGAAGUUAUUCUCCCUCUGUACUCGGCACUGGUGAGACUGCACCUCAAACCCUGUGUUCAGUUCUGGGCCUUUUGCUACAAGAAGAAUGUUGAGGCUCUGGAGCGUGUCCAGAGAAGAGCAAUGAAGCUGGUGAAGGGCCUGGAGAACAAGUCUUAUGAGGAGCAGCUGAGGGAACUGGGGUUGUUUGGCCUUGAGAAGAGGAGGCUGAGGGGAGACCUUAUUGCUCUCUACAACUACCUGAAAGGAGGUUGUGGAGAGGAGGGAGCUGGCCUCUUCUCCCAAGUGUCAGGGGACAGGACAAGGGGGAACGGCCUCAAGCUGCACCAGGGGAGGUUCAGGCUGGACAUCAGGAAAAAAUUUUUCAC
Molecule: messenger RNA, 5105 nt
Organism: Cuculus canorus (common cuckoo)
Lineage: Eukaryota; Metazoa; Chordata; Aves; Cuculiformes; Cuculidae
Gene: RAB15
Product: RAB15, member RAS oncogene family
Exons: 7
Coding region: 462-1097 (211 amino acids)
Biological process (GO): Rab protein signal transduction
Molecular function (GO): GTPase activity; GTP binding
Source: RefSeq, a predicted model, not a curated record